This is a messenger RNA of Asparagus officinalis (garden asparagus), 1638 nucleotides long. RefSeq lists its product as uncharacterized. The coding region runs from base 848 to 1564 and encodes 238 amino acids. The transcript is spliced from 4 exons. The record is from RefSeq and is a predicted model, not a curated record. NCBI's taxonomy places the organism in Eukaryota, Viridiplantae, Streptophyta, Magnoliopsida, Asparagales, Asparagaceae.
ACAACACUUCAUGCAUGAGCUAAUCGUUGUCAUCAAAAGCAUCAUCAUGGUCACAAUAGAAAAGUUGCGUCCUGUGCAGUGUAACAUGUGUACAUGUUUUUAGCAUGCCUAUAUAUGAGCUUCCUGUGGAGUGUAAUAUGUGUACAUUUUGUCUAGCAUGCCUAAGUAUGAGAUACAGCUAGAUUUGUAUCCAGUAUCAUGUAAUAUGCGUGCAAUAGUAUUGGGCUGGGUUGAACAUGUCGACUUAUGCUGCCACAUACAAAUAAGUAAUUAGGCGAUUUAAUCUCCAAUACUAGGUUUCCUAAAAGAAAAUAGAAACUCUUAGGCUGUGUUUGGUUUGAUGGAAAGGGAGAGAAAGGAAAGUAAUGUGGAAGAGAAAAUGUAUUUCUAGUGUUUGUUUUGAAAGAAAAUAAAAAGGAAAAAGAAAAUAAACUUUCCUGUUGAAAAAUCACUAUAUCUAUUUUCUUUCCCCAUUUCUCUCAGCUGCCCUAGUGAAAACGAAGGAGAGCGACGGAAACGCCUUGCUCGUCGCCUCCCCGAUCUCUUGCGUCUCCCUCCAAAACUCGAGUCCUCGUUCUCUCGUUCACUCGCCUCCUUGUUCUCUCCUCUCUUGCCUCCUCGUUCUCUCCUCUCUCUCUCUCUCUCUCUCUCUCUCGAUCCAUGGAACCCCUCUCGACGCUGAUCAAACUCUCGACGCCGAUCAAAUCCCAUUCCGACGCCGAUCAGAUUUGCUGAAGAUUUGAAUUCUCAUCUCAGAUCUGUUGAGGCUUGUAUUUGGUGAUAUAUUUGAUCUUUUCGGAACCGCUCCAGAUUCAACUGCAGGUUUCUCUUGGAUCUCUCUGUCAACAUGAAUCCAAAUUCAUCCGAGAAUUGUAUUGGCGCAAUUGAUGGAUCUCAUUUUCGAGUGAAAGUGGCAAAAGAAGAUACAAGAAGGUAUCGAGGCCGAAAAGAAUUUCCAACUCAAAAUGUGCUUGCCGCUUGCACCUUUGACUUGAAAUUCACAUAUGUUCUAGCUGGUUGGGAAGGGUCUGCUUCAGAUUCGCGGGUGUUGAACAAUGCAUUAAUACGACAAGACAAAAUAUUUGUUCCUCAAGGAAAAUAUUAUUUAGUUGAUGGUGGUUUUAUGCUGAGGCCGGGAUUCCUUACACCAUUUAGGAGCACGCGUUAUCACCUCAAGGAAUAUUCAACAAGACAACCUGAAAAUCCUCGUGAAGUGUAUAACCAUCACCACUCUUCACUGCGAAAUGCAAUUGAGCGUGCUUUUGGAGUCUUGAAGAAGCGAUUUCCAAUCUUGGGUAAUGGAACAGAACCUCAUUAUCCAAUUAAAACACAAAAAGAUAUCAUUUAUGCAUGUACUAUUCUACAUAAUUUUCUAAUGGGUGUUGAUCCUGACGAGGGGCUUCUUGAACAAGUUGAUCAGGAAGUUUUGAACCAAAUGAUAGAUGUUGAAGCUCAUGUAAAUGAUAAUGAAGAGUAUAGACGAGGAGAGAUUCUAAGGCAAAAAAUAGCCGAUGAUAUGUGGAGAGAUUAUUCGAAAUAUUUUCAUUCUUCAAAUAAAAAGUAAAUGUGUUUUAUUUGCCCUCUGCUAAUGUUCCUGUGCAAAAAAGUUUCAAUCUGGAAACAAUUGUAUCGUCUAUA